AUCCUCUUGGCCGCUGUCGCCGUCUAUCUCCUCGUGCAGAAGAUAUCCCGGAGCCUGGCAGCCAGGCCCAGCAGCCAGCCGGCAGCAGCUGACGCAGCUGUGGAACCUGAUGUGGUGGUAAGAAGGCAGGAAGCUUUGGCAGCAGCUCGCCUCAGGAUGCAAGAGGAGUUGAAUGCACAAGCAGAAAGAUACAAAGAAAAACAAAAACAGCUCGAAGAGGAGAAGCGAAGACAGAAGAUAGCAAUGUGGGAAAGUAUGCAAGAAGGGAAAAGCUAUAAAGGAAACCUGAAACUGAAUCAGGAAGUAGAGUCUGGUGCCUCCACCUCAUCAGCAGUCCCGAAAUCUAAACCAAACAAAAAGCCUUUGCGAGGAGGUGGCUAUAACCCCCUGUCUGGAGAAGGAGGCGGAACGUGUUCCUGGAGACCAGGCCGGAGAGGCCCGUCAGCAGGUGGAUGA
This is a messenger RNA of Eurypyga helias (sunbittern), 456 nucleotides long. It is a transcript of the gene SELENOS, whose product is annotated as VCP-interacting membrane protein. The annotation marks the transcript as partial. The transcript is spliced from 5 exons. Lineage: Eukaryota; Metazoa; Chordata; Aves; Eurypygiformes; Eurypygidae. Gene Ontology annotation, biological process: endoplasmic reticulum unfolded protein response; retrograde protein transport, ER to cytosol. The record is from RefSeq and is a predicted model, not a curated record. Gene Ontology annotation, cellular component: Derlin-1-VIMP complex; Derlin-1 retrotranslocation complex; endoplasmic reticulum membrane.